This is a messenger RNA of Aphidius gifuensis, 2241 nucleotides long. RefSeq names its product spermidine synthase (gene SpdS). The record is from RefSeq and is a predicted model, not a curated record. Lineage: Eukaryota; Metazoa; Arthropoda; Insecta; Hymenoptera; Braconidae. The transcript has 6 exons. Gene Ontology annotation, molecular function: spermidine synthase activity. Bases 148 to 1050 code for a protein of 300 amino acids. Gene Ontology annotation, cellular component: cytosol. Gene Ontology annotation, biological process: spermidine biosynthetic process.
AAAUAAUUAUCAAGUGAUUUGUAUCAUCAGGCAAAAUGCUGCUCGACAUACUUCAGUGCCAUCAGUAUCCAACUGACUUUCAUCAAGUCAUCAACGCACACACGCCACAUCCAGAUAGCCACGUGUUUAUAAACAAAUUUUCUGAAGAUGGAUGCAUUUAAAAAAGGAUGGUUCAGUGAAAUCAAUGAUCUUUGGCCUGGUAUAUCUGUGUCUCUUGAAGUUACUGAUGUUCUUCAUCGUGAAAAAUCUAAAUAUCAAGAUAUACUUGUUCUUGAUACAAAAGCACAUGGAAAAACAUUGGUACUUGAUGGAAUAAUUCAAUGUACAGAACAUGAUGAAUUUUCUUAUCAAGAAAUGAUAUCAUUUUUACCAUUAUGUAGUCAUCCAAAUCCUAAAAAUGUUUUAAUUGUUGGUGGUGGUGAUGGUGGUGUUGCUAGAGAAGUUGUAAAACAUCCAUUAGUUGAAAAAGUUGUACAAGUUGAAAUUGAUGAAUCUGUACUUGAAGUAUCACGAACAUUUUUGCCAUUUAUGGCAUCAGGUUUAGAUCAUCCAAAGGUAACAGUUAAUGUUGGUUGUGGUUUUCAAUUUAUGAAAAAUCAUUCAAAUGAAUUUGAUGUUAUUAUUACAGACAGUAGUGAUCCAGUUGGUCCAGCUGAAGUACUCUUUCAAGAGUCUUAUUUUGCAUUGAUGAAGACAGCAUUAAAACCUGGUGGUAUUAUUUGCAGUCAAGCUGGUACUGCAUGGGCUAAUUUAAGUCAUGUCAGUGAAACAUUGACUCAUUGUAAAGCAAUUUAUCCAGUUGCUGCUUAUGGUGUUGCAUCUGUACCAACAUAUCCAACUGGACAAAUUGGAUUUGUUCUUGGUAGUCUUAAUUCUGAAACAAACUUUAGAGAACCUAUCAAAGUAUUUACUGAUAAACAACUUGAUGAUAUGAAAAUGAGAUAUUACAAUGAUAAAAUUCAUCGUGGUGCAUUUGUUUUACCAAGAUUUGUUGAUAAAAUAUUAACAAAUAAUAAAAAUAAUCAUAUUUUUGAAAAAAGUCUUUCAUGAAGAAUAAAGGUUUUUAUUAUGACAAAUAAAUUAUGCAUUAUUUUUUUUUUUUAAUUAUUAUUUUUCAUUUUUUAUUAAUUAUUAAAUUUUAACUCGAUGAAUUUUUCAACAAUAGUACAAUAAAUUGUUAGAAAUGAUUAAUGUAAAAACAAUAUAAAUAAAAUUAUUUAACACUUCACAGUAUUGACACAUAAAUUUAGAUUUUUUUUUUCAUUUUUUUUUAUAUUCUAUUGCAAAUUAUUAACAAGGCUUUAUUGGCAUUUUUAUUUUUUUUUUUUAUCGAAGAAUAUAAAUACAAAGAUUAUCUAAAAAAUAUUUUUUUAUUUAACAUAAUAAAAUUAUGCAAUUUUUGCGCGUUGAAAGCUUGUAUAUAGAAUAAAAAUUGACAUUAAUUUUUGUGGUUUUUUUUUUAUGUACUAGUGUAUACAUAUAAUAUUAUUACGAAUAAGUAUAAUUUUUUUAAAUCAUCAAUUAGUCUCGAAUUAGUUGAUUGACUUUGUGGCAAGCUCGUCAAGGUAUACCAAAUUUAAAUUCAAUAAAUUAUCAAUUGACAAUUAUUGAGUAUUAAAUUUUAAUAAUAAACAAUAAAUUUUUUAAUAUUUUAUACAUUGUGUUUAAUAAUUAUUAGUUAAGCAAAUAAUUUAAUUUUUAUAAAACCCAAUGUGUGUAUAAUAAAUUGACAAAAAAAAAUUGUUUAUUUUAUUUUUUUUUCAUGAUUUUUAUCUCAUAAAUUCUUUGAUUCUUUGUAGAAAAUUUUUUUAAUCACUGUAAAUUUUAUAUAUCACUUGUCCCGGUUUAUCAAGGAACAUUUAAAAUUGCACUUGAAUUUUUAGAAAAAAAAAAGCUGCUGUUUUCAUCGACCGCAAGUGUUUGAUUAAAUAAUAAUUUAAAAAAAUGAGAUUCAGUUGGGUUUAAUUAAAAAGAAAAAGAAUAUAAUUGAAAAUAAAUCAUAAAAAAUAAUAUAUAAAUAAUUUUUUGUAUUAAUAAAGUAUAUUGUCAAAAAAAAAAAAAAUAAUAAUGAGGGAAUCACGGAGCCACAUGGCAUCUUCGUAAUUUCAGAAAAUCAAUAAAAUUAAAUGAUAUGUCGUUUCUCAUGUGUUAAACGUCUUGCGUUCUCAACGAACUUAAUAAUUAUAAAAGCAUAAAAUUAAAUUAAUAAAAAAUAAUAUUAAAUAAGUAUUUAAUAAUAAU